AUGGCAGCCGCAAUCAAAGCGAUCAAUGCGCGCAUUCGCGCCAAUCCGGUGACGGACUACAUCUGCUCAACUCACUUUUGGGGUCCCGCAAGCAAUUUCGGAAUUCCCCUAGCUGCGGUGAUGGAUACUCAGAAGGAUCCCGACUUCAUCUCUGGACCCAUGACUGGCGCACUGGUUCUCUACAGCGCAACCUUCAUGCGCUACGCCUUGGCGGUGUCACCCAAGAACUACCUCCUGUUCGGCUGCCAUCUCGUAAACUUCUCGGCUCAAUCCGCACAGGCAUAUCGUUAUGUCAACUACUGGCACCUCGGAGGUCGGGAAAAAUCUCUCGAACAAACGGCGAAAGACGGGUUAUCAGAUGCCAAGGCUUCAAUUGAGGGCGCGGCGGCGACUGUGAAGGAUAAGGCUCAAGAUUUGGCAAGCCAGGCGAAGGCGCAGGCAGAGAAGAUCACAAAAUGA
Molecule: messenger RNA, 459 nt
Organism: Dissoconium aciculare CBS 342.82
Lineage: Eukaryota; Fungi; Ascomycota; Dothideomycetes; Mycosphaerellales; Dissoconiaceae
Product: UPF0041-domain-containing protein
Exons: 3
Coding region: 1-459 (152 amino acids)
Biological process (GO): pyruvate import into mitochondria
Cellular component (GO): mitochondrial inner membrane
Source: RefSeq, a predicted model, not a curated record